Molecule: messenger RNA, 1439 nt
Organism: Morus notabilis
Lineage: Eukaryota; Viridiplantae; Streptophyta; Magnoliopsida; Rosales; Moraceae
Product: NAD(P)H-quinone oxidoreductase subunit M, chloroplastic
Exons: 2
Coding region: 542-1204 (220 amino acids)
Molecular function (GO): oxidoreductase activity, acting on NAD(P)H, quinone or similar compound as acceptor
Source: RefSeq, a predicted model, not a curated record
UUACUUUUGUUUUCAUGAUACCGCGAUCUGGAACUAUUUAAUUUCAAUCUCUAACGGUUCAAAGAAAAGGGAGGAUCAAUAUAGCCGUACCGAAUGGUACCAUAGUCAUACCCUAUUUUUAUUUAUAAUUAUGAUACCAUAUUUUUACUUGAAUUUUUUUUUUGCUCCGACCAUAUUUUUACUUGAAUACAAUGUCUUGGACUGAUUUUACUCUACAUUAUGAACAUAUAUGUUUUAAUUGCAAAUAAAAAAUAAAAAAAACUAUUAAAGUAUAGUUGAAUAUAUGCAUAUUCGUAGCCCCAUAUUUAGGACUACCAAUUGACAAGCUAUCUAACACACACAAGCUCCCUCCAAUAAAACAAGAAAACUUAUCCAAAACAAAAACAAAAACAAACACAUGGACCUAAGAAUAUUAGCCUUGCAAUAGUUUCCCGGAAAUUUGGGAACCCAAAAGAAGAAGGCAAAACCAAAAAGAGGAGAGCCUGAACCACAUAAAAAACUGUCAAAAUUAACAAAGUCCCGGAUUGGUACUACAACUAUUAUGCUCUUUUCAGCCAUGGCAGCAACAUCCUCUUACAUGGUAUCAGCAAAAAUUCCCAUGUUGGGUUACAUGGGAAGCAGAAGAGAAGUUGGGAAGAGAAGGGCUUUCUCCAUUUCAGCUCAGCAGCAGCAAGCUCAAGCCGAAGAAUCAUCAAAACAAGUAAAAGUAGAGGAAGAACAAGAGUCUCAACAACCGAAAGCGAAUUCGCCGCGGGGAGUUAAACCAAGGCCUGUGGAGCCACAAGUGAACGUGAAGAGCAAGAACAUGAGCAGAGAAUAUGGAGGGCAGUGGCUGAGCAGUACCACUCGACAUGUCAGGAUUUACGCUGCCUACAUCGACCCCGUCACCUGCGAGUUUGAUCAAACUCAGAUGGACAAGCUCACGCUCAUUCUCGACCCCACCAAUGAGUUUGUGUGGAAUUCAGAGAGUUGCAACAAGGUCUACUCUUACUUCCAAGAGCUUGUUGAUCACUACGAGGGCGCGCCAUUGACAGAAUACACACUUCGGUUAAUUGGUUCAGACAUAGAACAUUACAUAAGGAAGCUGCUAUUUGAUGGGGAAAUAAAGUACAACAUGAACGCUAGAGUCCUCAAUUUCAGCAUGGGAAAGCCUCGCAUUCUCUUUAACAACAAUGAAAUCCAACCUCAAGAUGAGCAAUCAUGAGAUGUUAUGAAAUAAGUUAGCACGUUGCCUUAUCAGUAUUUCAGAAAAAUCAAUAACGACCCAAGCUUACAACUUUUGGAGAGGACAAAAAGGAAGAGAUGCAACAUUUUGCUACUAUUUUAUUUGGAUCAUUCAAGCGUAUGUUAAGAACAAUUAAAUUUUGUACAGAAGUUGUCACACACUUUAAACCAAUUUGAAGUACUUUCACAAUUCAGCAAUGACAAGAAAUUUAUGU